This is a messenger RNA of Zea mays, 2747 nucleotides long. RefSeq lists its product as uncharacterized. Gene Ontology annotation, molecular function: protein binding; ubiquitin-protein transferase activity. The record is from RefSeq and is marked validated. The transcript is spliced from 4 exons. Bases 120 to 2300 code for a protein of 726 amino acids. Gene Ontology annotation, biological process: protein ubiquitination; cell surface receptor signaling pathway. NCBI's taxonomy places the organism in Eukaryota, Viridiplantae, Streptophyta, Magnoliopsida, Poales, Poaceae.
GCUUCUCUCCCCUGCUCCAAAUCCCCUCCCCCCUGCUCGGCCACAAACCCACAAUCCCGUGUCUCCGGCCACCGUGCUGCGCAGGCCGAGGCCCGAGCUUGAGCGUUUGGUCUGCUGCCAUGGAUGACGAAUCUAAGUCUGCUCCUAAAUCGGAUGUGAACACCGACGCUGGCGCGGAAGCCGCGGCGGCCGCCGCUCCGCUGCCGCCCUCGAGCUCAGAAACGGCGGAGACGGAGGCAAGGGUUGAGGCGGCGGAUGGGGAGAGCCAGGUGGUUGAGCGGUUGGUCGAGCUUGUGAGCGAGAUCGCGGCCAUCUCGGACUUCAGGAACUCGUACCGGCGUCAGUUCUGCAACCUGUCGCGGCGGAUCCGGCUCCUCGUGCCCAUGCUGGAGGAGGCCAAGGAAGCGCCCACGCCACUUACGGUGGCAUCGGAGGCCGCGCUACGGCGGCUCAGGGAGGCGCUCCACGCCGCCAGGGAUCUGCUCCAGCUCGGCAGCAGCGGCAGCAAGAUCUUCCUGGUUCUUGAUAGAGAGAAAAUAAUGAAGACUUUCCAGGAUGUCACUGCAAGACUUGAACAAGCCUUAGCUGGUAUCUCGUUUGAUGAACUUAAUAUAUCUGAUGAAGUAAGAGAGCAGGUUGAAUUGGUGCAUACUCAGUUCAAAAGAGCUAAGGAACGGUCAGAUUCAUCUGAUGAUGAUCUUUUUAAUGAGCUGAUGUCUCUAUGUAAUUCAAGCAGCAGUGAUAGUGUUGACCCAGAUACUCUUCGAAGGUUAUCUGAGAAGUUGCAGCUUGUCACAAUAUAUGACCUCAAUCAUGAAUCUCUGACCUUGCAUGAGAUGGCUAGUGGCGGUGAUCCUGGUGCAGUUGUUGAAAAGAUGUCAAUGCUCCUCAAAAGGAUUAAGGAUUUUGUGCAGACAGAAGACCCUGAGAUGGGUGCCCAAGCAAGUACAGCAACCAUUUCUACAAAAGACAAUUCAGCAUGUCCUGUUAUUCCCGAUGAUUUCCGUUGCCCAAUAUCACUGGAUUUAAUGAAAGAUCCAGUUAUUGUUGCCACUGGGCAGACUUAUGAGCGGGGGUACAUAGAGAUGUGGCUGGAGGCUGGCCAUGAUACCUGUCCGAAGACACAACAGAAGCUUGCCAAUAAAUCCCUGACCCCAAAUUAUGUCUUACGUAGUCUCAUAACUCAAUGGUGCGAGGCAAAUGGUAUUGAGCCUCCAAAACGCCCUGCUCAACUUAGGGAUGCACCACUGUCAUGUAGUGCUGCUGAGCAUAGCAAUGUUCUUGAGCUUCUUCAGAAAUUGUCUUCCCAAAACCUUGAAGAUCAACGUGGCUCUGCUGGUAUGCUUCGUCAACUUGCCAAGCGCAGUGCUGAAAAUCGUGCUUGUAUUGGAGAUGCUGGUGCUAUUCCUAUUCUUGUUAGUCUGCUAUCAACCACUGAUGUUAGCACCCAGGAACAUGUGGUUACUGCUCUCUUGAAUCUUUCCAUCUACGAAGAGAACAAGGCAAGAAUAAUAUCUUCUGGAGCUGUUCCUGGAAUUGUGCAUGUGUUAAAGAGGGGCAGCAUGGAGGCUCGGGAGAAUUCAGCUGCCACACUUUUCAGCCUAUCUAUUGUAGAUGAGAACAAGGUGACUAUUGGGUGUUCAGGGGCAAUUCCUGCACUUGUGCAGCUAUUGAGUAAUGGAAGCCAACGGGGUAAAAAGGAUGCGGCAACAGCACUAUUUAACUUGUGUAUUUACCAGGGCAACAAGGGGAAAGCUGUAAGAGCUGGAUUGGUACCUAUACUACUAGAACUGCUCAUGGAGACUGAAAGUGGGAUGGUAGAUGAGGCCCUUGCAAUAUUGGCAAUCCUCUCAGGCCAUCCUGAGGGGAAGACAGCUAUCGGCGCUGCUUCUGCAAUACCUGUACUUGUUGGAGUUAUCAGAAAUGGAUCUCCAAGGAACAAGGAAAAUGCUGCUGCUGUUAUGGUGCAUCUAUGCAGUGGUGAGCAGCAGCAACAGCAUCUUGCUGAAGCACAGGAGCAGGGCAUCGUGUCUUUGCUGGAGGAGCUAGCAGAAAGUGGCACGGACAGAGGAAAGAGGAAAGCUGUGCAGCUGCUCGAACGAAUGAAUCGGUUCCUAAAGCAGCAGAGUCAAGCCGAAGCCGAAGCAGAGGCCAUGGCACAGGCUCAUGCACAAGCACAAGCACAAGCACAAGCACAAGCACAAGCGCAGCCUCAGAUCCUGGUUCAAGCUCAAGCACAUGCAGAUAUGCAAGCUGAACGAUCACUACUUCCCACAUCAUCUGACAUUUCGGAUAGAUGAGGUUUUUGAUCAGCAGCUUGUUUUGUCUAGUAACUGGCUUGUUUUUUUUAAGCUCAGGCUGUCAGGUGGAAGAUUGCCUGCAACUGUUAUUGUGGAGGUUUCUGGUUUCUGUUGAACACUGCAAAUUAGGAGGUCUGGGCAGCGUGAUUUAGGUCCAUGAGCAUGUUGACAGGUGGGUUCUGAGUCAGUUUUUAACCUGCGUGUGUUCGUAAAAUGUACCGGUGAUUGAAGGUAGUAAGUAUAUCCUCGAGUUUUAGGAGGUAUCGUUGAACUUGUACCCGGUACGAGCCCAGUACAGGACUAAUUCUGGCGCCCUAGGCUAAGUGCCUGACAAAGUUGCAGGAAAGCUUUAGUUCAGAAAAAUGUUUGUUCAUCGAGUCCGGUGCAGUUGGUUCAGCUGUCUUCUGUGAGUUGUUUGCGUUGAAAAAAAGCGGUUGGUUCAGCUGU